Molecule: messenger RNA, 516 nt
Organism: Rotaria socialis
Lineage: Eukaryota; Metazoa; Rotifera; Eurotatoria; Philodinida; Philodinidae
Source: the annotation of a GenBank genome assembly
AUGAGUAUGACGUCAAGAGAGCAUACAUCUUUAUCGUCAUCUGCUAGUGACAAAUCAAUGUCAAAUGAUCACGGUGAAAAUUUCGAUGAAGAAACUUUAUCUUCGACCAUGAAUAAUCAAACUAUUAAAUUUCGUUUUUCAGUUGUUCGUACACACUAUCCAAAUAUAACAGUAAUCGGAGAAAAUCAUCCACCAUCGCCGUUAAAAUCAUUAUUUGCACGAAUUUUAUUAAUUAUUAAACUGACUUUAAUCACUUGUAUUGCUUUGGAUCAAAAUAUCUUUGCUUUUAUAAAUAUAUCAACACCAAGAGCUUAUCUAUGGGCAUUACAAAACAAAAUCCAUGCAUGUAUAGUGAUCUUCUUUCUUUCGAAUUUCGUUGAAUCAACACUCAAGUCAACAGGUGCAUUUGAAAUAUCGAUUGAUAAUGUGCAAUUAUGGUCAAAACUUGAAACUGGGCGUUUACCAUCAAAUGAUGAAUUUCUUCAAGUACUACAAACAUAUACUAAUUCCAAAUAA